Oreochromis niloticus (Nile tilapia) is the source of this 1984-nucleotide messenger RNA. RefSeq names its product probable global transcription activator SNF2L2. Bases 351 to 1163 code for a protein of 270 amino acids. Gene Ontology annotation, cellular component: RSC-type complex. Gene Ontology annotation, molecular function: protein binding; chromatin binding. The transcript has 6 exons. Gene Ontology annotation, biological process: transcription elongation by RNA polymerase II; chromatin remodeling. The record is from RefSeq and is a predicted model, not a curated record. NCBI's taxonomy places the organism in Eukaryota, Metazoa, Chordata, Actinopteri, Cichliformes, Cichlidae.
CGAUCCCUCCAAAAUACAGUGGAGAUUUUUUUUUUAAAGAAAUAAUAACAAUAAAAAAAGGACCCGACAACUUUAACAGCGGGGUAGGAAGAGAGAAAGAGAGAGAGGGAGAGAGAGAGAGAGAGAGAGAGGAAAGAAAAAAAAUAAUAACGUCUGGCAACAGUCGAUAUUAAAAACAUGCAGAGGGAGACAAGCUCGGGGCCUUCCAGAGUCAGGAAAAAGACUUCGGAGAGCUGCAGACGGGAGAUGGGUAUGGCAUUUGUAUUUUCCCCCUGCCCAAUGAUUUGUAUAUGAAAACAUAGCGCUUUUAUUCUCCCCCCUUCUGGGCUCUGCUUCUGAGUGAUCAGCUGAUGAAGAGACUAGCAGCUCGCCGCUAUGCUGGCUUGCUAAUUCUCUCCCCCACAGCUGCAGCCGAUCCCGAUAGCCAGCCUGCAGAUUGCAGUCAGCUCGAGGCAAGAGAGAACGGUUCUCUAGAGGACAUGGAGGAGGACAUCAGUCUGAAGAAGCGUAAAGGUGAUCAUCAAGCAGUGAAAGACCUGAAGGCUGGGCAAGAAACUGGCGAGAAAGUCAAAAGGAAGCGAGGGCGCCCACCAGCUGAGAAACUCCCUCCAAAUCCGCCUGAACUCACCAGAACACUGAACACACUGGUGGAUAUGGUCAUGAACUACAAAGAUGGGUUGGGACGGCAGAUCAGUAAAGGCUUUGUGCAGCUUCCCUCUAAGAAGGAAGUACCUGAGUACUACGAACUGAUCCGAAAGCCUGUGGACUUCAGAAGGAUCAGGGAACGUGUUCGCAAUCACAAGUACAGAAGUGUGGGAGAUCUGGAGAAGGACAUUUUCCUUCUGUGUCACAAUGCUCAGACUUAUAAUCUGGAGGGAUCUCAGAUCUAUGAGGAUUCUAUUGUCAUUAAGUCUGUUUUUGAGAGUGCGAGACAGAGAAUCGUCACAGAUGAAGAACAGAAAGAGACGGUUAGCGCCAGUCACAGCAAUAAUGGCGGUGGAGCUGAAGACCAGUUUCUUCCAUCAGCAGUGAAACCAUUACCAGUUCAGAUCAAGAAGGGGGCUAAGGAGCAGAGAAGCAGAAAUACUAUGGCCAAGAGGGUUCACAGUGAUUUAGACAGCGAUGAGGAUCUAGAGGAUAACACCACAAAAGAUGAAGGUUGAACUAAAAGACCCUGCUCUUUUUGUAUUCUUGUCCAUGUCUAUUCUCUGCCACAUCCCUUUUCAUUGGUUUCUUUAUGUUGUUUUUUUUAAUUAAAAGAAAGCUCUUUGAAAAUAACCAUGAAAGGACUCCUCAAUGUGAAGCACUUAUAAAACAGUGCUUUUUUUAGAUGACUCACAUCACUCAAACACAUCUUGCUGCACAGUGCUGUUCUUCUCAUUUAGCUGGUCUUUUAUAAGAAUUAUGAUUUACGUUUUAUCUGCUUUAGUCCCUGUGAUAGCUUCUGCAGAUAUAAUGUAAAGCACCAGUUUCAUUGACUGUUUUUAAUCAAUAUAUUUGAUUGUAUGAAAUGCCUUCAUAUGUCUUUGGAGCAUGAUAUGUAUCUCUGUCCUGAAGCUGGCUCCUCCAGAGGAAAACCUGCUGACGAUGAUGUGUUCAGGGCCAAGGCAUCGAAGCACACAGGAAGGUCUGUUUAAUGAAUCGGAGAUGAGCAAAUUAAAUUUGUUUAAAGUCUCUGAAUGUGAUUUUUAGAGUGGAUACAAGUAAAAAGACAUGUGACAAAUACUGGUAGUAUGCCUUUUGUCUGUUUCUGAUACUUGAUGGAAUAAGUUUGGAUCUAACCAAGGGUACUUAAGUCAAACAUUUGUAUCCCUUGUGCUACAGUAUAUUCACAUAUUGUACAGUUUGUGUGAAAAAUAACAAAAUUUCUUUUCCUCAUUUACUCUCCGACUAUUUGGGGAGGAUGGAAGACAUCAUUGUUAAGACAAUCCCUCAAAAACCUGUAUCACUUAAACACUUGCAAAAUAAAUUUUACCAAAAAGUC